AUGCCCACUGCACCAUCUCCAUCGCCUCGUCCUGAACGAGCAGUUAUUGGAUUUUUUCUUUAUGUUACAUCUAUUUUUACUUUUGCUAUUUAUGUACUCUGGGCAUAUUUACCCAACGAUUGGUUUGAAAAAAUUGGUAUUACAUAUUAUCCUCAUAAAUAUUGGUCAAUUGCAAUUGCUGUUCUAGUAUUGACAUUAUUAAUUGGUGUUAUAGUUGGUAAUUAUCUACUGAAUAAUUUAUCUAUACCACCAUUAGAUAGUAUAAGCUUAAUUCAUGAUCGUCAUACACGGAAGCCACAAGAUUUAAUCAGUUCUGAAACAGAUGCAAUUCCACCAGUAUCAGAUUUGGACUUAUCAUUUGUUAAUCAAGUACUUUAUUCUUCACAUACGAAAUAA
Molecule: messenger RNA, 396 nt
Organism: Adineta steineri
Lineage: Eukaryota; Metazoa; Rotifera; Eurotatoria; Adinetida; Adinetidae
Source: the annotation of a GenBank genome assembly